Messenger RNA from Knipowitschia caucasica, 435 nucleotides. NCBI's taxonomy places the organism in Eukaryota, Metazoa, Chordata, Actinopteri, Gobiiformes, Gobiidae. The record is from the annotation of a GenBank genome assembly.
AUGUACACUAUCACCAGAGGCCCCAGCAAACUGGUCACACAGCGGCGCACAGGUAACACAGGACCCACACAGCAACUGGACAACAAAAUAAAUGAAUUCAAGCACAAGCAGACUUCUUGGAGCAUGCCUGGCCUCUCUGCACCCAAGAUCGUUUUUAAUCGUAUGAAUGGGAAGAGGUACCAGCACCCUGCUCCAGCCCUCAGCUCUGACGACUUCCAGGAGGAGAGCUUCACCCCUGCACAUGAGGACAACGUGAGGUUUGUUUAUGAAGCCUGGCAAGAAGUGGACAACAGUUCAGGUCAAGCAUCAGGAGCCGAGAAGCCUGUCCAGUACAAGGAGGAAGAUCCAAGUCCACACAUGAAGAACUUUGUACCCAUUGACCUUGAUGAGUGGUGGGCACAGCGUUUCCUCGACAACAUAGACAAGCUCUCCUGA